UAUGUGUGUGUGUGUUUGUGUGUGUGUGUGUGUGUAUUCUCAUGUUUUAUGUCGACUCCCGGCCUCCCAGUGAGUCGUGCGGAGCAGCUGGCCAGAUGUUGCUGGACGCGGAGCUGCCGUCGCUGACCUCGGUGCUGAAACGCGACGUCAGAUGAACCUGCGCUCACCACCACAGGAGACGCGAUCCAGCCCCGCUCGAUUCACCGAAGCCGCUCCAAACACACACACACACACGCACACACACUCACACACACACACACACACACAAAAACGCGCACUCCCGCUCCCUAAACUUUCAGGUUUGGGUUUUUUUCCCGUCCUGUUUAUCCCCCUCCACUAAUCCUUCCUAUUCAAUCGUCCUCUCUCUCUCUCUCUUUUUUUUUUUCUUCCUGCGCUGCUCCACGACGCCGGCCGUCGAUUUCACCCCCUCCGCGUUAGUUUCCGUCGUGAUGGCACUCGGCGCGGCUACUGUACGCCAGGCGGGAGAUGAGCUGGGGGUGGACGAAGGCGCACAGCUCGUUUGAGUCUUUUAUUUUUUCUACGCGGAGGUGUUUUCGUUUCCAGAAUCUUUGAUUGUGAAAAGUAGGCGCGGUUUUGUUUUGUUUUUUGAUUUUUUUUUUUGUUGUUGUUAAUUUAUUAUUAUUUUUUUUCCUGGGACCGUCGCCUCCCCUGGACCGUAGAUUCUGUCAUAACUUGGUUUGUUGUUUUUCCUCUCAGCCGCUGCAGUCGGCCAUCCUGCGCUGUGUAACAUGAAGAUCGAGCAUUAAAGAUAAUCUCGAGAAACAAGGCCGACGCGUAGAAACUGGAUAUGGAGGCGGUGAAGAUGAGAGCCACGGCGGGGGUGAAAGAAUUUGCGGGGAAGGCCCUAGGUCAUAUGCACAGGGUGAUGGAGAAGAGGCAGAAGACGGGCGAGGUGAUCGAGCUGACGGAGGACGGGCGGCCCCGGGAGGCCGCGGAGAAGAAGCCCCCGCUGUGCGACUGCAACUGCUGCGGUCUGCCCCGCCGCUACAUCAUCGCCAUCCUGAGCGGCCUGGGCUUCUGCAUCUCCUUCGGCAUCCGGUGCAACCUGGGCGUGGCCAUAGUGGGCAUGGUCAACAACAGCACCAUCCACCAGAACGGCAAGAUCAUCAUCAAGGAGAAAGCCAAGUUCAACUGGGAUCCGGAGACGGUGGGGCUGAUCCACGGCUCUUUCUUCUGGGGCUACAUCGUGACGCAAAUCCCUGGGGGAUACAUCUCCUCCAGGCUGGCAGCGAACAGGGUGUUUGGUGCAGCCAUCGUCCUGACCUCAACUCUCAACAUGUUCAUCCCCUCGGCCGCCCGGGUCCAUUAUGGGUGUGUCAUUUUUGUGAGGAUAUUACAAGGCCUGGUGGAGGGAGUAACAUACCCAGCAUGUCACGGCAUCUGGAGUAAGUGGGCUCCUCCGCUGGAAAGGAGUCGUCUGGCCACCAUCUCGUUCUGUGGCUCGUAUGCCGGUGCUGUGAUAGCGAUGCCUCUGGCCGGAAUCCUGGUUCAGUAUUCAGGCUGGUCCUCAGUGUUCUACGUCUAUGGAUGCGUCGGUAUCUUCUGGUACAUGUUCUGGAUCCUUGUGUCUUACGAGAGCCCCGCUGAGCAUCCCACCAUCACGGAUGAGGAGCGCUGCUACAUUGAGGAGAGCAUUGGAGAGAGUGUCAAGCUAUCGGGUCCUGCCGAGAAAUUCAAGACACCCUGGAGGAAGUUCUUCACCUCUAUGCCUGUCUAUGCAAUCAUUGUGGCAAACUUCUGCAGGAGCUGGACCUUUUACCUGCUGCUCAUUAGCCAGCCUGCAUACUUCGAGGAGGUGUUUGGCUUCGAGAUAAGCAAGGUUGGCAUACUGUCUGCCCUGCCCCACUUGGUGAUGACCAUCAUUGUGCCCAUCGGCGGCCAGCUGGCCGACUACCUGCGCAGCAAGAACAUCCUGUCCACUACCAACGUCAGGAAAAUCAUGAACUGUGGAGGAUUUGGCAUGGAGGCCACAUUGCUGCUGGUGGUCGGAUAUUCCCACAGUAAAGGGGUGGCCAUCUCCUUCCUGGUACUGGCAGUGGGCUUCAGUGGAUUUGCUAUAUCAGGCUUUAAUGUCAAUCACCUGGACAUCGCUCCACGAUAUGCCAGUAUCCUGAUGGGUAUCUCUAAUGGUGUGGGUACCCUGUCUGGGAUGGUUUGCCCACUGAUUGUCGGCACUAUGACGAAGAACAAGACUCGGGAAGAGUGGCAGUAUGUGUUCCUGAUCGCCUCCAUGGUGCAUUAUGGAGGUGUGAUCUUCUACGGGAUCUUUGCCUCCGGAGAAAAACAGCCGUGGGCCGACCCGGAACUGACCAGCGAGGAGAAGUGCGGCUUCAUAGACGAGGACGAGCUGGCGGAAGAGACGGGCGACAUCACUCAAAACUACGGUGCCUUUGGAGCUCCGGCGAAGUCGUACGGUGCCACCACACAGGUGAACGGCGGCUGGGCUUCAGGCUGGGAGAAGACGGAGGAGUACGUCCAAGAGGAAGCACAAGGAGGGGCCUACGGAUACAGGCAGGAUGAGGGAUACUCCUAGACCAAACACACGCCCAUCGACCAAUGAGUAGACUUAUUUUCCUGAGUGUGUGUCAGUUUAGUGAUUAAAAAAAAAAAAAUCAAAGGAGAAACAAGAAAAUCUACAAUCCAUCGUUGUAUUGUUUGCACAAAUCCUUAAAAAAUAAAUCUAAAAAAGUAUCAACUUAAUGUUAAAAUGACUAAAAUGUAUAAAAAUCUAAAGAUAUUUGAUUCAUAGAGGUGUAACACAUAUCGAAUUGGCAGUCUGUAAAUGUAUUAAUAUGCAUAUUGAUAAUAGAUAUAUUUACUUGGAGUGCAAUCGUGUGUAAAUGUGAACUUUUUCCAUCCCAUCAGCUGAGGCUUCCCGACCAGAAUGAAGCCUGUAGGGUUACAUAGAAGCUGCCAACCUCUUAUUUAUCAAAGUUACAGUACGACGUCCUACAAGCCAGCCAUCCCAGUGUAUAAAUGUCACUGCACAGCAUUGUAAAGAGAACCUAGACACUCUGUUGAUAUAGAUUGUACUGUAGCUCUCCUGACUGCACUCAGAGUAGUGUGUUCUUUUAAUGCACAAUAUGACGACUUUUGUUGUCUUAUCACCGGCUUCUGUGUGUCUGUGUGUGCGUGUAUGUGUGUGUGUGUGUGUGCAAAAGUCCUCAACAUGUAAGUGAGCUGGUGUAGAGAUUUGAGCGAUAUAUCGACUUGCGGUGACUGUUUGGUUACACGCUCAUAAAGGGUAAAAAAAAUUGUCCGUUUGCUACAUGUGAUUCCAUUUUGUGCCAGUUGAGCAUUUGAUGUUUUUUAUUUGCUUGUAGCAGCUCGUCACAUGUCAGCAGUGUAGUGCAGGACUGAAGCCAGUCUCAUUAACAUUUUCCACAUAAAUGUCAAGCCAACAGAAGCCUAGUUGUACCACUGUAUCAUUAACAGAUUUCUCUGAGAUAAAACCUAUAUGACAGAUAUAACUAGAGAGUGAAUAUGUAUAAGAGUUUAUAGAUUAAAUGUAAGCAUUUUAGAAGAGGUGAUUCAUGACCUUACGAAGGGUCUGUGCACUGCAAACUGACCAAACUCAGUAUGAGACUCUUACUAUAUUAGAAUAAUAUUUAAUGGACGGGAAAAAAUUAUUAUUCAAAAUAGUGUGAAAUAGAUAUUUACAUAAUCGAAAGGAUAAGUGAAGAAUUUCUCUAGAGAUCAAAUAUUUAUGACUUCAAAACAACAAUCAAAGUUUUGAAAAAGUUUCUAUAUGUAUUAUUAAAAAAUGGAGUUUUAACAUUCAGAGAAGUUCAUCUGCUUCAUGUGUUGGAUCUGAUUGAUAAACAACUGUAAUUGAGAGCAGAAGUCUGUUCCGUUGUGCUUCAUGGGACCUUAUUGUUGGAAAAGUACUCACAGUUAAGGACAAGUAAUUUUUUGUGCCAUGAAUUACUCAUUUGAUGUUCCUCAGUUAAAGGGACGAUUUUUAACUAAAACGUUGCAUCACGAAAGUUGCAUAAAUUCAUAGAGGUAGUCGAACAUUGUUUAGUUUUGUGUUAAAAUGUUCAGUGACCUGCACCAACACCAACAUGGCCGUCACACAGAAUAAGCAUUUGAAAUUGUGAAAAUCACAUGAAACUGGCCAUACUGUAAACUGCAGUUAGGUGAAAGUCUUAUAUUUAAUUUGUUUAGUGACAAAAUGCAACUUCCUUUGAGUUAAAAAAAUUCUCUUUUAAAUUGACAAACAUCAUAUGAGUAAUGUAAUUCAUAGCACAAUUCAAACAGGCUAAAAAAAAAUGUAUUUUCUCUUGC
Molecule: messenger RNA, 4308 nt
Organism: Acanthopagrus latus (yellowfin seabream)
Lineage: Eukaryota; Metazoa; Chordata; Actinopteri; Spariformes; Sparidae
Gene: slc17a6b
Product: solute carrier family 17 member 6b
Exons: 12
Coding region: 809-2554 (581 amino acids)
Biological process (GO): neurotransmitter loading into synaptic vesicle; monoatomic anion transport; transmembrane transport
Cellular component (GO): synaptic vesicle membrane; excitatory synapse
Molecular function (GO): neurotransmitter transmembrane transporter activity; L-glutamate transmembrane transporter activity
Source: RefSeq, a predicted model, not a curated record